Pedinophyceae sp. YPF-701 is the source of this 1011-nucleotide messenger RNA. NCBI's taxonomy places the organism in Eukaryota, Viridiplantae, Chlorophyta, Pedinophyceae. The record is from the annotation of a GenBank genome assembly.
AUGCAGAGCUGGACGUCGCGCUGUUCGCUGGGCCGCGCAGGAGCGAGGGGCGCGGUGGCCGCGAGAUCCUUCUCGUACCUGGCGUCGAGGGGCGCCGUUGUGACGGCGCGCGACCCCGCAGGGCCCAGGCUGGGGGCGCGCCAUGUCGCGAGCAGCAGCGCCGACUACGACACUGGGACGGAGAGCUGGACCGAGGACCAAACGCGGUCCGGCCUCAUCACGACGAUCUCGUACCAGCAGAGCCUCAAGAACAGCGUGUUCCUCAUCGGGCGGAUCGGCGCGGAGAUGCAGAAGUACAAGGAGUUCCCCACUGGAAAGUGCGUGGGGGAGCUGUCGCUUGCCAUCAACUCGAGCAAGGACGACGGACCGGGCCAGUGGGUCGACCUCGUGCUGUGGGACGACCUCUGCCGCGCCGCACGCGAGGAGGUCCACAAGGGGGCCAGCGUUGCGGUGCGCGGGAGGCUCACGAUCAACUCUUGGACCCCCCCUGAGGGGGGUUACAACCGCAAGACGUACCGCAUCGUCGUCGACGCCAUCUCGUUCGUCGAGUCCGCGGGCGAGAUGGGCGCCGCGAACGGCGAGGCCUACGACGCCGCGCCUGCGGGCGCGGGCGCGACGACGUCGUACGGGGACGGGUGGCAGGGCUCUGGCGGCGCCGCGCGGCAAGCGGACCCCAGCCCGCCCCCCGCGGGCGCACCCGCCGCGGACCCCGGUCCCCCGCCGCCCCCGCGGGCUGGUGGCUGGCAGGGUGGCGCCGGGGGCGCGGCCGCGGCGGGCGGCGGCGCGGACAGGCUGUGGGCCGAGUACUUUGAGAACCCGGCGGCGUGGUGGGACAACCGGAACGACAAGCAGGGCAACCCGAAGCGGCCAGACUUCAAGCACAAGGACGACCGCUCCAAGGCGCUGUGGCUCAGCUCCCGCGACACCCCCGCGUGGGUCCACGAGCGGCUGGGCCAGGCGGGCGGCGCGGGCGGCGCGGGCGGCGCGGACGACUCCCCGCCGUGGGCGUGA